AGCGUUGCACAAGCUGAUGCGACGAACAACAGCCGGAAACAAAUAGCCCAGGCGUCAACGGGGGCGGUCUGCCGGCCCGCAAAAAUGGGAACGAGAGGCCUCCUCUCCCUCGUUCCCGCCUGCCUCCUCGUCGCCUCCUCCCUCGUCGCCUCCUCUCCUCUUCUUGGCGUCUCCCCGCAAGACGAGAAGUAUUUCGCGGUCGCGGGGGCGGUGAUCGCGUGCAAGGACGGGUCGAGAACCUUCUCGAGGGAUCGCCUCAACGACGGCUACUGCGAUUGCCUCGACGGAACCGACGAACCCGGAACUUCUGCUUGUCCUCAAAGCAAAUUCUACUGUAGGAAUAUAGGAGAUACACCUCAUUUCUUGUUUUCAUCUCAGGUUAAUGAUCAUAUCUGUGAUUGUUGUGAUGGAAGUGAUGAAUAUGAUACUGGGAUGAACUGUCCAAACACAUGCCUCAAAGAUCAGAAUGUUUCUGAAAAUAGAAGUGGUGACCAUGAUGCAGAAGCAACAAAAAUGAACAACAGUGACAUACAGGAAACAAAAAAUAGAGUUGAUUUGGAUGACUUAGUCCAAAAGUUAAAAGGAUUGAAAUUACUUAUAAUGAUACAAGUGGGUUCUGCAAUGUGUAUAAUGGCCUUUUGCCUGUUCUAUCGGUGCACUAGAUCUCGAAGGAGACACUAUUUGAGGGGAAUUAAUAAGCCUGCAAAUUCAGUAGUCUUUGCUGUGUUGUGAGCAAUUUAUGGUGUAAUGUCUUUUUUUUUAAUAAUAUAUCUCACGGAUAAAGAAAAGUAUUUGUAAAUUCUAUUUAGGUGUGUCUAAAAUAUUGCAGGCUCUUAUGAAUCACAAAUCACUUCUGAAACUUUUCUUUGACAUGGUGGCAGCAUGUAUGAUUAGCUUGUAAUGUAAUGUGGAAUUUGGCCCUUUCAGUAGUA
Messenger RNA from Elaeis guineensis (African oil palm), 932 nucleotides. Its product is annotated as glucosidase 2 subunit beta. Lineage: Eukaryota; Viridiplantae; Streptophyta; Magnoliopsida; Arecales; Arecaceae. The record is from RefSeq and is a predicted model, not a curated record. Gene Ontology annotation, cellular component: glucosidase II complex. Gene Ontology annotation, biological process: N-glycan processing.